Molecule: messenger RNA, 549 nt
Organism: Ipomoea nil (Japanese morning glory)
Lineage: Eukaryota; Viridiplantae; Streptophyta; Magnoliopsida; Solanales; Convolvulaceae
Product: RING-H2 finger protein ATL1-like
Exons: 1
Coding region: 1-549 (182 amino acids)
Biological process (GO): protein ubiquitination
Source: RefSeq, a predicted model, not a curated record
AUGUCCGCCGAAUCCGACUACGACAUCCUUCCGAAGUUCAUGAUCUGCUGCAUCGGCGCCGCCGGCGCCUCUGUGGUCAUCAUACUCUACCACUGCAUAGCCACGAGCGACGUGUGUGGCCUCCUACGCCGCGGCAUUUCAAGGCGGCAAGCGCCGCCGUCGUCUUCGGCGGCGCCGCCGCAGCACGAGUACCAAAGAUGCGUCGAGAUCUCGGUGUCGGAGCUAAUCCCAGCCCACAAGUACCAGAAGGGGGUCGGGGUGACCCGGGAGGGCGACGGCGUCUGCGCCGUUUGCCUGUCGGAAUUCGAGGACGGCGAAGAGCUGCGCACUUUGCCGGAAUGCAUGCACUCGUUCCACGUGGCGUGCAUUGAUAUGUGGUUCUACUCGCACACCAACUGCCCGGUUUGCCGGACGGAAGCGACGCCGUCGCUCCACGUGCUUAUACACUCGCUGGAUUCGAGUGUUCGAAGGUCGCCGCCGGCGCCGGGCCGGCCGCAGUCGCAGACAAAUGCAAUGAUGCCGAUGUUGAUAAGUGCUGUAAUACAUUAA